GUAAUCUAAAUCACAGCCGUUGGUUCUAUCAAUCAGGUCACUGAGACUUCUAUAAAUACCAGAGGAUUCUUAGCGAUGCCCUAAACCCUCGCCGCCUUCUCCUUCGUCUCCCCGUCCGGCGAAGAGAUCACUCCUUCAAGGCGACAAUGGGGAAGACCAGGGGUAUGGGAGCUGGGCGCAAGCUCAAGACCCACCGAAGAAACCAAAGGUGGGCUGAUAAAGCAUACAAGAAAAGUCACCUUGGUAACGAAUGGAAGAAGCCCUUUGCUGGUUCUUCCCAUGCUAAGGGCAUAGUUCUUGAAAAAAUAGGCAUUGAGGCAAAGCAGCCUAACUCUGCCAUUCGUAAGUGUGCCCGAGUUCAGUUGAUCAAGAAUGGAAAAAAGAUUGCUGCCUUUGUGCCCAAUGAUGGUUGCUUAAACUACAUUGAGGAAAAUGAUGAAGUGUUGAUUGCCGGGUUCGGUCGGAAGGGCCAUGCCGUGGGAGAUAUUCCUGGAGUCAGGUUCAAGGUUGUGAAGGUCUCCGGUGUGUCUUUGCUGGCCCUUUUUAAGGAGAAGAAAGAGAAACCUAGGUCUUAAGAAAGCUUUUUGUGUUGUGGUUUUUUAUCAUCUCAAAUUAUGCAGGUCUAGUGUUUUUUCAUUCAAGAAAUUGAACUGUUGUUAUGGUUUUGAUCUCUCGACAGUUGACACUGAUAAUUUUGCUGUUUGUUGCACUCUCAUUUUCACUAUAUUUGUUCAGAGACCAUAUUAUCUUAUCAAAAAGCGUAGAAUUGGAUCA
This is a messenger RNA of Dioscorea cayenensis subsp. rotundata (Guinea yam), 774 nucleotides long. RefSeq names its product 40S ribosomal protein S23. Gene Ontology annotation, molecular function: structural constituent of ribosome. Gene Ontology annotation, biological process: translation. The transcript is spliced from 4 exons. Bases 147 to 575 code for a protein of 142 amino acids. Lineage: Eukaryota; Viridiplantae; Streptophyta; Magnoliopsida; Dioscoreales; Dioscoreaceae. The record is from RefSeq and is a predicted model, not a curated record. Gene Ontology annotation, cellular component: cytosolic small ribosomal subunit; ribosome.